Messenger RNA from Podospora anserina S mat+, 369 nucleotides. RefSeq lists its product as uncharacterized. The transcript has a single exon. The record is from RefSeq and is a predicted model, not a curated record. The coding region runs from base 1 to 369 and encodes 122 amino acids. Lineage: Eukaryota; Fungi; Ascomycota; Sordariomycetes; Sordariales; Podosporaceae.
AUGCGAUGCGUGCAAGAAUUAGUUUCACUAUUCGUACUGGCCAUUGCUUCAAAUAUUACGGUGGUCGGCGGGACGACAAGGUUCGAUCAAGAAGCCGCGGAUAUGGAGUUGGAAUUGCGACGGCCGCAGCGAUCUUGGACAAACAUUGUGUUCACCACUAUUGCCAACGAAAUUGUCGAUGCCGGAAUUGCACGCGAUCUCACGGAAGCUUUUGUUCUUGUCAUUCCGGCUUUUGCUUACCAUAACCUGCUACCGCGGGAGGAAGGGGUUGAUGUCAGCUUUGACUCGGAUACUGGCAUUGAUGGAGGUACUGGUUACCCAGGACAUCCCAACGCGGGCACCUCGUCAUCUGUGGUUGCGCUUGCUUGA